Messenger RNA from Puccinia graminis f. sp. tritici CRL 75-36-700-3, 1217 nucleotides. RefSeq lists its product as uncharacterized. Bases 190 to 879 code for a protein of 229 amino acids. The transcript has 5 exons. NCBI's taxonomy places the organism in Eukaryota, Fungi, Basidiomycota, Pucciniomycetes, Pucciniales, Pucciniaceae. The record is from RefSeq and is a predicted model, not a curated record.
GUCCAUUUAAGGCCCGCUCGUCGUCACCAACGGCUUCUCUACCUCUCCUCCCAUCCCUCAUUCACAGCAGUAAAAUCACAUUUCUAGUGACACUUUCAUUUUGCUCUUUGGUGAAAUCAGUCUACAUUUAUAUAUAUAUCCAGCUCCGCCAUCAUCUCGUGUUGUUCAUUAAGAGUAACACACGCUAAAAUGAGAGUGACUACCAUCAGCCUCUUCGGAUUUCUCCUCUCCCCUCUAGGCUCCCUAGCGCAAGAUAUCUCGAUUGCUAGUCCUACCAAGGAUUCGAACGUCACGCCUGGACAAAAGCUCAAGAUUGUCCUCCAGGCCCAAGGCACCACCUCCUCAGUCAAACACAUUGCAUUCAGCACCGGCUUCAGGGCCACCUCCAAGCACGACGACAAGUCGCUCGGCAGACCCACCGUCGGAAGCGUCUCGCCCGGAUCGCCCGAUGUUGCCUUCGACGCAUCCAAAGGAACAUACACAUACGAGAUCACUGUGCCUGCAGCCAAGGAUUUCUUGGAUGGCUUCUCUGCUCCAUACGAGCUCACCGUAUCCGAUCUCUACUUGCUAGGGGCAACAUUCACACCCACUCUCAAGCUGACCAGUGUCCAAGUGAACGUGCAAAACAACAACUCAACUGGCGGCGACUCUCCUCCGGCGGAUCCUAACAACGCGAACAACAGCACGAAUCCGACUCCCAAUUCUACGGAUCCCAACGGUGGAAAAGGUUCCAACUCGUCUCCCACUCCCUCUUCCGACCCUAACAGCGGCUCCUCUAGCAAUUCCAACAAGCCCUCUAGUGGCGCUGCAUCGCAUGUCCAUCCGUCUGCUAUGUAUUCCGCGUGCUUUCUCCUCGCGGCUUGUCUUCUCGCUUUGUAGUCUUACUUGUUCUCAAUAGAUCUCUUGGUUCUUGCUUGUUUUUGUUUGUUUACUUCUCUCUGAUACAUUAUUGAAAAUGGAACUCUGCUUGAAUUUCUUUUUUUUUUUUGGGGGGGGGGGCUUGAAGAUGCAUUUUUUUGUUGCAUAUCUGGCUGUUUUCUGCCUGCUGGGAAUAGCAGCAUCACAUCAGCGGUGCAUGGGGCAUUUAUCUGCCAGUGUAUGUAUCCCAUGUCCAUUUCUGUUUCUGGUUGCAGUUUGUCUUCUCGUUUUGUAGACUUACGUGUUGUCGAUAUAGCGCUUGAUUUUUUUUGGAAUGGAAGUCUGCUUGAAAUUAUAUU